AUGACAACUUCAGGGCAGCAACCAAUAAUAAAGAGUAUAAAUUUUAGUGAAUUGAAACCGCUUGAAGUUUUUAAAUACCCAUAUCAAGCUUCUUCAAUACUUUGGGGAGUCAAUUCCAGCAAUUUUUCUGAUUCAAUAUCACAAAUUGCAGAUUUAAUCAAAACAGAGAAAACACCAAUCAAAAUGGCGCUAUACUUAAUUGAUAUCUUCUCAAAUAUGCGUGUUAAAAAUAUUGCAAUUUAUGCACAAAUUUACAAAAAACUAAUAACUGAUUUUUCAAUUUCUGUGACACCAUCAAAUCAAAGAUUAGAGACAUUAAUAUCUACCGAUUUCAAAUUUGAUGGAUCAGAACCUCAACCUAAAAAAAUCGAAGAAAUUCUCGAUGUUUAUUCAAAAGAAAAUCCAUUAUAUUACAUCACUUGGGACAAAGUUGACGAACUUAAAAGCAAAUUCCCAAACAUUGAUGUGAAUCAAGAAUAUGAUGAAAAUUUGA
Messenger RNA from Trichomonas vaginalis G3, 493 nucleotides. RefSeq names its product protein ubiquitination. The annotation marks the transcript as partial. The record is from RefSeq and is a predicted model, not a curated record. The transcript has a single exon. Lineage: Eukaryota; Parabasalia; Trichomonadida; Trichomonadidae.